Molecule: messenger RNA, 834 nt
Organism: Pseudophryne corroboree (corroboree frog)
Lineage: Eukaryota; Metazoa; Chordata; Amphibia; Anura; Myobatrachidae
Product: Y-box-binding protein 1-like
Exons: 1
Coding region: 1-834 (277 amino acids)
Biological process (GO): regulation of gene expression
Cellular component (GO): nucleus
Molecular function (GO): nucleic acid binding
Source: RefSeq, a predicted model, not a curated record
AUGGAAAGUAUAGGUCUACUCUUGGAAGAAGAACAACCUGGAGGUGUGAGUCUCAACCCAGUAGUGCAGAACCAUAUAAAAGCUAUCGGCAUGCCAUCUGCAGGUGAUGUUACACCAGCCAGUGCAGGGAAAGUUUUGGGCAAAGUCGUAUGGUUCCAUGAAAGACGUGGAUAUGGGUUCAUAAAUCGAGAUGACAACAAAAGGAAUAUCUUUGAACACUACACCGGCAUCCAACCGAACAACCCAAGAAACUGUUUUCGAAGUCUGAGAAAUGGAGAGACUGUAGAAUUCAGUUUAGUCAAAGGAGAAAAGGGUGCAGAUGCAGAAAAUGUAACCAGUCUUGGUGGUGCUCCAGUCCAAGGCAACAAAGAUGAAGCAUAUCAUAACCAUUAUUGGAGCUUUUCACAUUGCAGAGGCCCCCCAAGUAAUUAUCAGCAAGACCACCUACACAGUGAUGAUAGAGAAACAUCAGAAGAAGUUGAAAGUGUGGCAGAGGAAGAAAGCAUCCUUCAUCAGCAGCCUUACCAAAGGUGUUGCUACCCACCAUGCUAUUCUUGUCCAAAUAUCCAAGUGCAAAGUGCGUUAAGGGAAAGUGUCACUAGUCAACAAGUAGAGAAACAAAGAGGAUCAAUUCAAAAGAUUCUGCAGAGAAUAGUCGGACUGCAACAUCUUCAGGAACCACCACAUAAGAGUGAACCCGGCGUGAAAGGCACCCAUUCCAGAAUAACUCACUUCAAUCAACCAGAUGUGCUUGCCACUAAUGGAAAGCAAGACACUGAAGGAAAGCUUCAUUCAGCUAUGACAGAGAGCAAAGGGCCCCCUGAACAGAACUGA